AUGGCCCAGUUCGAGCCGCUGCAGAACGACCUGCUCUUGCGCACCGCCAGGGGCGAGAAUGUCGAGCGCGCGCCCAUGUGGGUGAUGCGCCAGGCCGGCCGCUACCUGCCAGAGUACCACCAGGCCAAGGGCAACAAUGACUUCUUCGCCUGCUGCCGCUCGCCCGAAAUCGCCUCGACCCUGACCCUGCAGCCCAUUGAGCGCUAUGCUGGCCUCAUUGACGCUGCCAUCAUAUUCUCCGACAUCCUCGUCAUCCCUCAGGCCAUGGGCAUGGAGGUUGUCAUGGUCGACAAGAAGGGCCCGCACUUCCCCGAGCCGCUCAAGUCUCCCGAGGACAAGCAGUACAAAGACAUCAUGGCCCGCGACGUCGACGUCAAGCAGUCGCUCGACUACGUGUACAAGGCCAUUACCCUCACGAGGCAGAAGCUAAAGGGCAGAGUGCCAUUGCUCGGCUUCUGCGGCGCGCCCUGGACCUUGCUCAGCUACAUGGUCGAGGGUGGCGGGAGCAAGAUGUUUAUUCAGGUUAAGACGUGGAUCUACAAGUAUCCUGAGGCAACCAAGGCUUUGUUACAGAAAAUUGCCGAGCUGUGCGUCGAGUACCUGGCCCAGCAGGUCAUCGCCGGUGCUCAGAUGAUUCAAGUCUUUGAUUCUUGGGCAGGAGAGCUGUCGCCUUCCUCGUUCAAGGUCUUCUCUCUGCCGUACCUCAAGCUCAUUGCCGAUCGACUGCCCAAGCGCUUGGCUGAGCUGAAGCAAGAUGUGGUUCCUAUGACUGUUUUCGCAAAGGGAGCCUGGUAUGCUCUGGAAGAUUUGUGCGCCACCAAUUACAACGUCAUUGGGUUGGACUGGCUUCAUGACCCUGCGGAGGCCUACAAGAUUGCACAGGCAAACAAAAAGGUCCUUCAAGGCAACGCCGAUCCGGGUAUCUUGUACGGAAGUAAAGAGUCAAUCACUUCGGUCGUCGAAGGAAUGGUCAAGGGCUUUGGUGGAGGAAAGCAGGGCUGGAUUGCGAAUCUGGGUCAUGGCAUUACCCCGUUCGUGAACCCGGAUGAUUUGAAGUUCUACUUCGAAGAGAUACACCGUUGUUGCAAAUAG
Messenger RNA from Aplosporella prunicola CBS 121167, 1092 nucleotides. RefSeq lists its product as uncharacterized. Lineage: Eukaryota; Fungi; Ascomycota; Dothideomycetes; Botryosphaeriales; Aplosporellaceae. The transcript is spliced from 5 exons. The record is from RefSeq and is a predicted model, not a curated record. Bases 1 to 1092 code for a protein of 363 amino acids. Gene Ontology annotation, cellular component: cytosol. Gene Ontology annotation, biological process: heme biosynthetic process. Gene Ontology annotation, molecular function: uroporphyrinogen decarboxylase activity.